This is a messenger RNA of Chrysoperla carnea, 1337 nucleotides long. It is a transcript of the gene Trmt61, whose product is annotated as tRNA (adenine(58)-N(1))-methyltransferase catalytic subunit TRMT61A. Gene Ontology annotation, cellular component: nucleus; tRNA (m1A) methyltransferase complex. The transcript is spliced from 6 exons. Gene Ontology annotation, biological process: tRNA methylation. NCBI's taxonomy places the organism in Eukaryota, Metazoa, Arthropoda, Insecta, Neuroptera, Chrysopidae. Bases 76 to 1275 code for a protein of 399 amino acids. The record is from RefSeq and is a predicted model, not a curated record.
UGUAUCAAAACACGUGUUUUUAACCUGCUAUAAAGUUUACGAAUCGACUUACUAAUCAAUAAAAAUUGAAAGAAAAUGAGCUUUAAAAAUUAUAAAACUAUAGUGGAAGAAGGUGAUGUGGUUAUAUUAUAUUUUGGUAUUGAUAACAUGAUGAAACUAGAAAUAACCAAAACUCGAAAAUCAAAAGAUGGUACGAAAAUUGUUGAGAAUAUUUAUCAAACAAAAUACGGUGCAAUUAAACCGUUUACUCUGUUGGGUAAAAAGUAUGGUACGCUGAUUCAAUUGACAAAAGGUUGGGGAUAUAUUUUACAACCGACUUCAGAUGUUUGGACAAAAUGUUUACCGCAUCGUACACAGAUUAUUUAUGGACCUGAUAUAAGUAUGAUCUUAACUUUGUUGGAAUUAAAACCUGGAUCAACUGUUAUUGAAGCAGGAACCGGAAGUGGAUCUUUAUCGCAUGCAUUUAUUAAUACAGUGAAACCAACUGGAAAAUUGUACACAUAUGAUUAUCAUGCAAAUCGUGUAAAAGUUGCGGCUGAAGAAUUCGAACAACAUGGAUUAUCUGAAUGGGUACAAUCACGGCAAUCUGAUGUGUAUGCUGAUGGCUUUACCGAUUUACCAGAAGGUUUAAGAGUAGAUGCAGUAUUUUUAGAUUUACCAAAACCAUGGCUUGUGUUACCGUUUACAAUGAAAGUACUUAAAGAUAAGGGAGGACGUAUAUGUUGUUUCAGUCCAUGCAUUGAACAAGUACAAACUACAGCAAAAUUAUUAAGGGAGUUAGGCUUCCAUAACGUUGAAACAAUUGAAUUAGUUCAAACAACGUACAAUGUGUAUAAUCGACAUUUCGAUGAAAUGAAUUUAGAAAUUUUAAAGCAAAAGAAACCAGAAGUUGAAAGUUCUACUAAAAUGGAGAUUGGCGAAGAAAAAGUUGAAGAAAGUAAGGAAAAUGACAAUAAAGAGAAAGAAGCUGCUAGUAAAGAGAAAGAAAAUGCUAAUAAAAGUAAAGAAAAUCAUAAUAAAAAUAGAAAAGAUUUCAAAACAGCUAAAAAUGAAAAAUUCUCUGAACAGAGUCAUAAUACGACCAAAAUGUUAAUACAUGUUCCAAUGCCUGAAACUCAAACAGGUCAUUCUGGAUACUUAACGACGGCCACAUAUUUCCCAACAAUACGAAAUGAGCUAACCGAUUUAAAUAUGGAAGAUGAAAAUGCUGAUAAUACUAAUGAAAGUGUACAAGAAGAUUCAGGUGAACCACAAGCUAAAAAACUAAAAACAUAAGUUAUUUAAAUUAUUCUUUUGUAUAUUUUAUAUAUUUGAAAAUAAAUGAAUUUUAUCGUAAA